AUGAAUGACAACUCUCCAUCCCUCCCAGUAGGUCUAGCCUUCGACGAGGGGUCACCGUAUUGGCUAAACAAAGGAGAUAACGCAUGGCAACUAACGGCGGCGACCAUGGUCGGACUACAAAGUGUUCCAGGCCUCGUAAUACUAUACGGCAGCAUGGUUAAGAAAAAAUGGGCAGUGAAUUCUGCUUUCAUGGCCCUUUAUGCCUUUGCUGCAGUUUUGAUUUGUUGGGUCCUGUGGGGCUACCAUAUGUCUUUUGGAACUCCUAUGAUUUCUAUGUUGGGCAAGCCUGAUCAAGCCAUGACUGAAGAGUUUCUGCUAAGGCAAUAUCAACGUUCUUUUCUUCCCACAGUUGAUUAUGUUUUCUACCAAUUUGCUUUUGCUGCCAUCACUGUUAUACUUUUGGCUGGUUCAUUGCUUGGAAGAAUGAACUUUUAUGCUUGGAUGUUGUUUGUUCCACUCUGGCUCACUUUCUCCUAUACAGUUGGUGCAUAUACUAUUUGGGGCUCAGGUUUUCUCAAUGACUUUCUUAUUGAUUUCUCUGGUGGUUAUGUUAUUCAUCUGUCUUCUGGAGUUGCUGGUUUCACUGCUGCUUAUUGGGUUGGACCCAGGCAUUCGCACGAUAGACAACAUUUUCCACCAAACAACAUAAUACACAUGCUGGGAGGUGCAGGGUUUCUAUGGAUGGGGUGGACUGGUUUCAAUGGGGGGUCACCACUAGCAGCAAACAAAAUUACAUCACUUGCUAUACUAAACACGCAUAUUUGCACUGCUAUGAGCCUUUUGGUAUGGCUUUCCCUUGACAUCAUUUUCUACUUCAAAAGCUCCGUCAUUGGUGCUGUUCAGGGAAUGAUCACUGGCCUUGUUUGCAUUACACCUGCAGCAGGAAUUGUGGAUACGUGGGCGGCAAUAAUAAUGGGAGCAUUGUCUGGGUCGAUACCAUGGUACACCAUGAUGGUUUUGCACAAGAAAUCGGCAUUCUUCCAACAGGUUGAUGAUACAUUGGGAGUUUUUCACACUCACGCUGUAGCUGGUUUAUUAGGAGGGAUUCUCUCUGGCCUCUUUGCCCAGCCUGACCUUCUUGAUAUUUUCUAUAUUUCUGCCAGACGUGUUCCGGGCCCGGGCUUUGUGUAUGGAAUAGUUAACGGUGGAGAAAAGUUCCAGCGUGGACUACGCCAAUUGGGUUACCAGCUCUUAGGAGCACUUUUCAUAACAGCUUGGAACGUGGUGGUGACGAGCUUAAUAUGCAUUUUGAUAAGCCGUAUAAUUAAGCUGAGAAUGGAUGAAGAUGAUCUUGAGAUAGGGGACGAUGCAGUACACGGGGAGGAAGCCUAUGCCCUGUGGGGAGACGGGGAAAGGGAUCCGCCACCUCUUAGGUUUCGUAUGACCCCAAAAGUUCCUUCCUUCUGUAGACGCCAUGGAAUGAAUCCUGAGAUACCAACUGAACAGGCUGAUAAUCAGCAGAAAGUGCUGAGCAGAGCUGCCAGCCUUGAGACCACACCACUAGGACUUGAGUAG
Messenger RNA from Fraxinus pennsylvanica, 1515 nucleotides. The record is from the annotation of a GenBank genome assembly. NCBI's taxonomy places the organism in Eukaryota, Viridiplantae, Streptophyta, Magnoliopsida, Lamiales, Oleaceae.